AUGGAAGUCAGCAGUCACGAGCAAGAAACACAUACUGUUUCAACACGGCCUUUAAAAGGAAACCCUUGCCUAGCCUUGGCGGCUGAUGCGGGAAUUGUUACCGCGAAUGGGCUUCCUGAUAGAUGGACGGAGAGGAACACGAAAAGAUAUAAGGAUCGAAGGUGGAGUACCGUUCCCCCCAUCUAUUACGCCGGCUCCUACCCCUUCUCCUUCUCCAUCAUGUCCCGUCUUCAGCUGCGGCCAAUGCCCAACGGGUUUGAUACAGACGAUCACUAG
Coprinopsis cinerea okayama7#130 is the source of this 276-nucleotide messenger RNA. RefSeq lists its product as hypothetical. The transcript has 5 exons. The record is from RefSeq and is a predicted model, not a curated record. Bases 1 to 276 code for a protein of 91 amino acids. Lineage: Eukaryota; Fungi; Basidiomycota; Agaricomycetes; Agaricales; Psathyrellaceae.